Molecule: messenger RNA, 705 nt
Organism: Nicotiana attenuata
Lineage: Eukaryota; Viridiplantae; Streptophyta; Magnoliopsida; Solanales; Solanaceae
Product: single-stranded DNA-bindig protein WHY2, mitochondrial-like
Exons: 7
Biological process (GO): defense response; regulation of DNA-templated transcription
Molecular function (GO): single-stranded DNA binding
Source: RefSeq, a predicted model, not a curated record
UUUUUCUCUCUGCUUAGUAGGAAUCAGUUGUUGCAUAAGAGAUUGCCUGGAGAGGGUGUCAGAGAUUCCAUCUGGCAGCAUGCCAUCAACAGUCUUGCAGGUUUUUCUACUGUUAGACAGAAUAUUGUGGCUGAUGCAGGAAAAUUGACAGGUCGAGUGUUUGCUCCCUACUCAGUAGUUAAAGGCAAGGCGGCACUUUCUGCUGAACCUAGACUGCCCACAUUUAGCAGACUGGAUUCUGGAGGUGUUAAACUCAAUCGCCGCGGUGUCAUUAUGUUGACAUUCUGGCCAUCUGUUGGUGAGCGCAAAUAUGACUGGGAAAAGGGGCAGUUGUUUGCUUUAUCAGCAACAGAGGUUGGAUCAUUGAUAAGUAUCGGGACUAGAGAUUCUUGUGAAUUCUUCCAUGAUCCUUCAAUGCUAUCAAGCAAUGCUGGUCAAGUAAGAAAGAGCUUGUCAUUUAAGCCAAAUGCUGAUGGCAGUGGUUAUUUCGUUUCAUUGAGUGUCGUCAACAAUAAUAUCAAAACCAAUGAUCGGCUUACUGUUCCUGUUACUAUUGCUGAGUUUGCUGUUAUGCGAACAGCUUUCAGUUUUGCGCUGCCUCAUAUCGUGGGAUGGGAUCGCUUCACUAAUCAGUCUUCAGAAAGCGUCUCUCAAAGUCCCUCAAAGGUGGUUCCACAACUUAUGGAGGCAGAGUGGGAUAGAUGA